UUCCGGCGUGCCGGGCUCGCGGCUGGGGCCGUACCGCCGCCAUGGUGCGGGCGUUCGUGCUGCUGUCGCCGGGCGGGCCCGCCGGCCACGCCCCCUGCCGCGUGCUGUACGCGCGCACUUUCGGGACCCCCCCCGGCGCCGCCACCGGGGGCCCCCGGCAGCGCCUCCGCCGCAAGGAGCAGCUGCUGGUCGUGGCCAGGCAAGUGGCUUCCCAGUGUCAACUGCUUCAGGCAUCCUUGGGGCGCCCGUCCUCCCCACAGCUUCCCCAGCUACCCGAUGAGCUGAUGUCACUCCAGGAUGCUCCAGGGGGUCUUUUCCAGAUGCCUCCCGGAGACCCAUUCCCUGAGCGGGUGACAGUAGUCUGGUUAUCAGUGCUGGCGCUCGCCUUCGCCUUGGUUUGUGAGCCCCAAGAGAAUCUGUCCUUAGCUGAGAUCACCCUGCGGCGCCUGGCUCCCCGCCUGCUCCUCUCCCUGCGCCUCCUUGGCCCUGGCACUGACGUCCUGCUCCGUCCUGAUGCUGCUGAUGGCCUCCUGGACCGUCUCCUGCCCCAUGGGCAGAUGCUUUUUCUCAACGAACGUUUCCUCCAGGCAAUGGACCGAGAGCUGGGUCUCAAAGCAUCCCGCUGAGCCACAAAUGACAUUCCUGCCUACCACCCCCAGAUAUUUUUGAGGGAUGAGAGACAAGGGAGGGAUCUGAGAUGGUCACCAAGCCCCAGUGGGAUGGAUGAGAAACAUAGUUCAGGUAUAAAGAGCAACAACUCAGCUAAGAGCAGGGUUUUAAUCCAUUUAUCACCCCAAUGCCAUCAUGGGAGAGCUAAUAGCCAUCCCCAUAAAUCCACCUGGGGCUGGGACAGUGCCAAGUUCCUGUGCUGUUUUCCUGCCACGUGCACAUGACAGCAAGUGGAGGCUGCAUGUGGCUGUGAAUGAGGAACCCUGGGUUGUGGUUACCCCAGCUGGACACUGUGGGGUAGGCAGGUUUCCCUGGCGGGGGAAACAUGGAUCUGGGAUGGGACCUUGCCAGGGUACAUAGGGCAAGCAGGAGUGUGCAUCUGGCCAUGGGGCAUUGGGGUCUCUGUGUGGGGGAUUAAAUAAACAGGCAGUGGGGCAGGAUGUAGUGCCUGGCACAGCAGGGUGCCUGUCCCUAGGUGGUGCUGCUUGGGGCCAAGGAAUCUAUGACACCCUGGGAGGUGGCAGGAGCUGGCACCCACCUACCCACCUCUACAGGGUGCAGUGGGGAGCAGGGUCCUACCCUAGCAGUUUCUGGGUGCUGGGAAAUCCAGGGAGCCAGGCGCUGCUGUGCACAGCUCUUACGCCACUGUGCCAGGAACAGGCUGGGCCCUGCCACUCUGUGCAGAGGGACUGUCACAGGGCCAGACCCCAAAGUGCUUUCCCUUGUAGCUGCACCAAUAAAGCUGGAGCACCUGAGGAGGGAUGCUGGGCACUGGGCUUCA
Haemorhous mexicanus (house finch) is the source of this 1450-nucleotide messenger RNA. It is a transcript of the gene AP5S1, whose product is annotated as adaptor related protein complex 5 subunit sigma 1. The record is from RefSeq and is a predicted model, not a curated record. Gene Ontology annotation, biological process: endosomal transport; double-strand break repair via homologous recombination. Gene Ontology annotation, cellular component: cytosol; AP-type membrane coat adaptor complex; late endosome. NCBI's taxonomy places the organism in Eukaryota, Metazoa, Chordata, Aves, Passeriformes, Fringillidae. The transcript is spliced from 2 exons. Bases 42 to 626 code for a protein of 194 amino acids.